UGGUCCUUUGCUGCCACCUGGUGGUCAUUGGUUGCCACGACAACGCCGCACAGGCUGCACAUGAUAGGACACACCUGUGGAUCUGUGAUUUAUGUUGCUGCAGACCGAGCGCGCGUUGCACAGUGGCCUCAGAUUGAGCCUGUGCUUUGUUAACACCGACAGUACUUGUUUACCACGAUGAGGACAACAGGGGUGAAGGACAACAGUCCCGUUUGGAGACUUUUUGCAUUGGAGAACCAGAUUGGCAUGUGGCUAUUGGACCAAAAACUUAAGAAACACUUUCAACCGCGCGGCAGUCCACAUUGAUUGACGAGCCGACCCACCUGUGCGCGUUCACAGGCAACGUGCAACCUCAGUGGAGAUCAGCUUUCGUCUUCAUGUCCCCAGGGAUGAAAUGUCGCGGAUAAGUCAGACCACCGCAUCCAACGUGACGGAGGUUUACCCCGUGACCAACUUGACCCUAGUGGUCCUCCUGCUCAUACCCUGCGUGGUCAUUCUGCUCCUGCUGAACUGCCUGUUCCUGGGUUACAAGUUGUUGAUUCUGUCUGAGAGGAAGCACCGGCGGCAGCGAGGGGGCGCGGAGGAGAUGCUGCUGCAGUCCAGCCUGCACAGAGCCGGGAGAGCAUCAGACGGGGCCUUCCCGUUCCUGUCUCCAUCGGGGCCGGCGGUCGCGCAUCCCGUCACCUCCUCCAGGGCUUCCUCCAGGGAGAGGCCCGCAGCCGAUCACAGGACCCGGCACGUGAUGCCGGACGGCGCCACGGGCUCAGGGUCGACGAGGGCACCGAGCACCAUCCGGGCCACCUCCUCUGCGGCCGGUUUCACCCCCAGACUCGACCUGCCCUCCGGAUCGCGGACCCACGGCACCGGUAAAGCGGGGUGGCGUAAAAGCGCGCCGGUUUUGCCGCAGUCCAGUGCAUCGGGGUCUGACACCAGAGUGCACCUUGUUCCGCCGAACUCUCCCACGGAGACCGAACACGUGGCUCACAUUCGUCGGGGCAGUACUUUCCAGAUGCUGACAGAUGUGAAGCCUGGCGUUGCCAUGCUCGUGUUCGACAAAGUGGCCAUGGAGUGCGAGUACACCGACCAGCGGCCCGCAGAGGCCUCCUACCUGAACACAUCCGCAGUGGGGCCUGGACUGGACAGCGACUUUGGUGCAAGUGCAGGUGUCUCCCUGCGGAUUCUGUCGGACAGCGACGGUCUGUCCAACGGCGUCCUGGCCUCGGCGCUGGAGUGGGACUAUUAUGACCCUUGCUAUGUCAAGCAGAAUAAUGUUCCCAAACAUAAACGCCACAGACCCGCCGUGCACACCAAACAGUACUGGGUGUGAGAGGGUCCAGCGGCCAAGCGUGAUCUUUUAAUGUUAAUUUCUUUUUAAUUGUUAAGUUAUUUUUAUUUACAUAACUUGUGCUUUAGUCUUAAUUUAUUGUCACUAAUUUUACGUUUAAAUUGACACAUUUUGCUGAUUAUGCACUCCGCCACUGAAUUGAUUCUCAACUUGUGAAAUAUUUACUACAGGCACCUUCACUUGUGUUAUUGUGAAAUGUUCACUUCUUCACUCAUGUUUAUCUAAAUUAGUCACCAUUUUUUAUAUGGGCACGGCUACUCAGUUUGGAAUUCCAUGGACCACAUUUCAUUUAUUUACUCACUUUUAUUUAUCUAAUAAUUUAUGUGUAAUAAAGACUAAUUUAGAAAUUCAGAAACGGUUGAUCAUUCAAAAGAAAAAUGUUUAAAUGCUCCCGUGCAAACUAUAGAAAUGCAAAUUUGACUUUUAAACUUGUUGACGCUUGCCUUUAGUAUCAAACACUAAAUUUAAACGGUAUACAGGAUUAUGUUUAAUAUUCUGUGCCUUAAACGUUCCUCACCAGCAGAUGGCACUGUGCUUCGUUUGGAUUGUGCUCAACAGUUCGUUUAAUCCCAGACUGGUGCCAGCCUUUACGGUUGUCUUAUGCUACACUUAAGUGAUUACGUGACUUAAAGCAGAAUAGUUGUCGAAAAGACACCCUUUUUAAUCUGGUGUCUAUUACAAGGGGAACUUGGUUGAAAGAUUUUCUGACUUUGGUCACGGACAAUGACAAUGGGGUGGUAUUCUCUAUUUAUAUCAUUAAGUAGGCCUAUUCAGAUCUGUUUCCUUAAUGAAUUUGCAUGGUGUAAUGGAGUUUUUAAAGUCAUCCAUUAGAUGUAUAAUUUCUUUCAUUUAG
Molecule: messenger RNA, 2198 nt
Organism: Pungitius pungitius (ninespine stickleback)
Lineage: Eukaryota; Metazoa; Chordata; Actinopteri; Perciformes; Gasterosteidae
Gene: hwa
Product: huluwa
Exons: 3
Coding region: 395-1327 (310 amino acids)
Source: RefSeq, a predicted model, not a curated record